AUGCUGGUUAAGACGGUAAUUGGACGAUUAUUAGCGAGAAGCUCGCAUCCCGCUUCCACCCUAAACGCCCUGUACAAACCUUGUAAUCCGAAUUUAUCUGCGCUAAUUUUCGCGUCCAGUUCUACGCCGCUUGCCGGACACCACCAUUAUCAACAACAAUCACUGCGUUAUUUUCAUACGAAAAAUGCAAAUCCAGGCGAAAAAAUUGUGGAACCUAAAGAGGCGAAAAGAUUCAUGAUCGAUUGUAUGAUGAAGGUGGGCACUGUUGAGAGUCACGCAGAACAACUGGCUGAUGUACUUGUGGCAGCCGAUGUUCGGGGACAUUUCAGUCAUGGACUUAACCGACUUGACAUGUACAUUCGUGACGUUAAAGAGAAGGUUUGCAAGGGAUCCGGUGAACCGACUAUCUUGAAAGAGCGUGCCGCUAGUGCUUGGGUCGAUGGAAACAACCUACUUGGCCCAGUGAUCGGGAAUUUUUGCAUGGAUUUGGCCAUUAAGAAAGCGAAAGAAGCUGGUGUUGGAUGGGUUGUUACAAGGGGCUCGAAUCAUUUUGGAAUUGCAGGUUGGUAUAGCAUGCGAGCGAUGAGAGAAGGUUUAAUGGGUUUGGCAUUCACAAAUACUUCACCAAUAAUGUAUCCAACACGUGCGAGUGCGCCGGCUAUCGGCACGAAUCCACUGACCCUCGCCGCAAAUGGCACUAAAGGCGAUUCGUUCGUGUUGGAUAUGGCCACGACUGCGGUCGCUGUUGGAAAGGUUGAAAUAGCUUCACGUCGAGGUGAGAAAGUACCUGAAUCAUGGGGUGUUGCUCGCGGUGGUAUUCCAAGCAUAGAACCGGCUGAAAUCAUUACUGGUGGCGGUCUGUUACCACUGGGCGGUCACGAGAUUAACAGCGGUUAUAAAGGUUACGGCUUGGGCGCACUCGUUGAAAUAUUCUGUGGCAUACUGGGUGGCUCUCAUUGGGGACCUCAUAUUCGUAAAUGGAUGUCGACAGCAACCGAUGCUGAUCUGGGACAAUGCUUCAUAGCGAUUGAUCCGGAAGCGUUUGCACCAAACUUCCAUGAACGUAUGCAAGAGUUUAUGGAUACUAUGCGGAAUUUGAAACCGAUAGGUGACGAUCCUGUUCUGGUAGCCGGUGAUCCAGAGAUGAGACAUACGAAAUUCGUUGAGAAAUGUGGCGGUAUCCCGUAUCAUCCGAAUCAGAUCAUUUUUGCGGAUGAAAUUUCACAGCGAUUGGACAUACCGAAGAUGAGAGUAAAAAGGACUGUAUAA
This is a messenger RNA of Anisakis simplex (herring worm), 1269 nucleotides long. Lineage: Eukaryota; Metazoa; Nematoda; Chromadorea; Rhabditida; Anisakidae. The record is from the annotation of a GenBank genome assembly.